UUUUUUUUCAGUAACCAAGACUUUAAAUUUUUAUUUUAUUCUCCUUUUUAUUUUAUUUUUAUUUUCUUUUAUUUCUUAAAUAUUUUACGUAGUAAAUUUGUCUAAUUAUGGGAAAGGUAACCCAAGAAUUAAAGUAUAAAAGACUUAAAGUUGGCCAUGCAUGUUAUAUUUGUCGAAGUAAAAAAAUAAAGUGUGAUGGUUUAAGGCCAUGUAUGCAGUGCAAAGCACGAGGCAGAAUAUGUCAACCUUCAAAACUCGAAUCUCAAAAUGAUACAUCAAGUGAAAACAAUACAGUUAAUCAUAGUCAAGAUGAAGUGGAUAGUAGUCAAAGUAAUGUGGAUUCAGACGAUGAUUCUAUCUUAUUUUCUCGUAUAAAGCAAUCGUCGAAUAUGGAUACGACAUCAAUAUCUACUUAUUCAGAUACAUGGACAGCAAAUGCAGUUCAAUAUGUAUCCGAGGAUAGUAUUAAAAAUAAUAAUCAAUUUCUUUAUGGUGAAUAUUCUGCUUUUGGUAGUUUUGUUCGUUGGAGAGAGGAACCACCACUUCCUCAUAAAUAUUCUUCAUCAGUGGAAAUGCCUUCAAAUGAAAUUCAGAUGCAUUUGAUUGAUUUAUUUUUUCAAACUAGAUACAAUUUUAUACCAAUCGUACCCAAGCAACUCUUUUACAAACAACUUCAAACAAAGGGUCCUCUUAUUACGCCUCUUUUAUUAAAUGCUAUUUAUUGCGUCGUUAGUAGAUUUUCAACUAGAAAGGAUGUUCCCAAAUCUUCAACCUUCUUCAACCGUGCCAAAAGAUUGAUCGAUGAUUUCUUAGACGUACCAAGAAUGAGUACCGUCGUCGCUCUAUGUCUCUUGUCUCUGUAUGAACCCAUUCCAAUUGCAUCAAAAUCUACCGUCGAUCAGCAUUGUCGUUCUUGGAUCUAUAGCGGUAUGGCCUUUCGGAUGUGUCUAGAACUUGGCUUAAAUAUGGAUACCCCUCAUUCGCGUGGUUGUCUAUCAGAAGACUCAAUUGAGCUUCGAAGAAGAAUCUUUUGGACAUGUUAUUGUCUUGAUAAAUUUCAAAGUGUAGAAUGGGAGAGGUUAUGGUCGAUUCCUUCUUCCCUUGCUAAAACUGCUUUACCUAAAGUUUUACCCGAUGACGACGAUGAAGAACGUUGGAUAUUAUGUGCGUUUCAACAAAAAAUAAAACUUUGUUUAAUUGCAGAAGAAGGUCUUCAAAUACGCGCAUCCUUUUCACUUCGUAAUGAUUUCCAUAAUGAACAAUUUUAUGAAAAGGUGGACCAAUAUCGUUUAAAGAUCCUUCACUGGCGAGAUAGUCUUUCACCUCAAACUAUUUGGAACCUUAAACAAAGCAAAACUGUAAAAGACGUGAUGAAUGAGCAUCAAAACUCACCUGUAUUUUAUUAUGUACGAAUGUUAUAUUAUUUUAUGUUAACCGAUGUCCUCUUUUAUUUACCAACGACAGAGCAGAAUGCUAACGAUCAUCGCAUGUAUGCUACUCAGCUUACAAAACAUAUUGAGUUUUUCUGUGACAAUCCUUCUAUGAUUGUUCGUUAUGAACUUAUCGCACAUGCUAUAAUUGCCGCUCUUCGUAUACAUAUUCGUUAUCUUGAUGAUAAAAACCAUCAAAUAGCACAACAAUCUUCUCAUCUCUUUAAUCGCUGUAUUGGAAUCAUACAAAAGCUUCAAAACUUUGCUAUCAUUCCUAAAAGCUCACCUGUUCUUCAGAAUUUAUCUACUAUUUGGCAAUCCUCUAGAAAAAUGAACCAUCCUAAUACGGUAACAAUAGAAGUUGCAUCUGAUUCAACUACCACUCAUCCACAACUCUUUCACACACAUCAUUUUAAUCAUACAUCACAUGAGAGCGAUCAACAAUUAAAAACAAACGUGAAUGAACAUCAAAUGCAGCAGUCUCAAUAUGAACAACAAUUAAAACUCGAUCCAAGCCGUACUACUACUACUAAUCGAAUUGAUCAUUUUAAUUUUCAAACUUCAGAUAAUAUAAGCCUAUCUUCAUCGUAUAAUAAUAUGACUCAUUCUAGUUCUAAUAGUCACAUUCAUUUUACUGAUCAAGAACAAUUUUGGGAAAACUCUAUACAAGAUGAUUAUCAAAAGAAUCAUAAUGAUGAUGACUCUAUACCUAUUUUAUCUGAAGACACUAUUUCACAUUCAAUGAAAACUCUAGACGUUGAAAGUCCUGAAUGGUUAAGUCCAAAGACAACUGAAUGCACUUGGUCAAAUUCUAUUGCAUCUCAACAACAACAACAACAACCGCAAAUAGUGUCUUAUGAGCACAGUAAUCCAAACCCUCUACAACAAUCCUAAUAGUCAUCAUUCGAAUACAAAUCCUGAUUUUUUUGUUGAAACAAAUAUUACCAAUUCUAUACCACCUCAAAAUGCUUAUUUUCCUACUAACUAAACUGUACUAAUUAAUCCAACUGUAUCAUAUGUAAAAACAUAGCUGGAAAAGUUGCUUCUCUUAUUUAUUUUUUGCACAUUUAUCAUGACUGUAUUUUAG
This is a messenger RNA of Cokeromyces recurvatus, 2517 nucleotides long. RefSeq names its product fungal-specific transcription factor domain-containing protein. Gene Ontology annotation, molecular function: DNA-binding transcription factor activity, RNA polymerase II-specific; zinc ion binding; DNA binding. Lineage: Eukaryota; Fungi; Mucoromycota; Mucoromycetes; Mucorales; Mucoraceae. The record is from RefSeq and is a predicted model, not a curated record. The transcript is spliced from 5 exons. Bases 108 to 2324 code for a protein of 738 amino acids. Gene Ontology annotation, biological process: regulation of DNA-templated transcription; DNA-templated transcription.